Molecule: messenger RNA, 1300 nt
Organism: Glossina fuscipes
Lineage: Eukaryota; Metazoa; Arthropoda; Insecta; Diptera; Glossinidae
Product: kelch-like protein 28
Exons: 5
Coding region: 351-881 (176 amino acids)
Molecular function (GO): protein binding
Source: RefSeq, a predicted model, not a curated record
GAAAAAGGAAAACUUUGAAUUUGAUGUGUUUUUCUCAUUUGCAAGCAUACGUGAUUACUUGGCUUACUUGGCGAUUCAGAUAAAUUCUUUGCGGAGUGUCGUCCUUGUUAGGAAAGAAAUUAAAUUUAUUUAAAAUCGUAAUUAUAUUAUUUCUUAGUCUUGUGCAGAGACGAUAAAAAAAUAACUUUCAGAAAAAUAUUAAAAAAUGACAAGUGGAACUUUCGAGUUCGUGACGAUAUUUCUGAAAACUUGUAAUCCAGGCGUUAGUGACGAUCACCUUCGGGUUCAAUCCAAAUUGUGGGCUUACUGAUGCGUCCACAGUUAACUAUGCGCAUACAGCUUGUUUUUUAAUGCUUUCUGGUAUCACAUUUUUUACAGUAAAUCAACUAAAAUUGCCAUCGCUAAGCAUCUUUUUUUUAGGUAUAAAAAGGAUGCUUGUUAAAAAUGCAGAUGAUGAAGUUAAACCGCCCGUUGAGGAGAGAGUAGAAAACGACAACUACGCUAACUCUUUCCUCGAAAGUUUAAAUAGAUUGCGUCUCCGUCGAAUGUAUUGUGAUUUUUCCUUAGACAUAGGCGGUGAAACUCUCCAUGUUCAUAAGUGCGCGCUCGCAGUUGUUUCACCUUACUUUUCGGCUAGAUUCGGAACUGAUUUGAAGGGCGUAAGUACUCUUACGUUGGAGAAUGUCGAAUUAACUUCAGUAAAGGAACUUGUUGAGUACAUUUACACCGGCACUGUUACAAUUACUCAAAAUAAUGUUCGGGAGUUACUGCGUGCAUCGGAUUUGUUUGAAAUUGAAUGGGUAAAGCGAAGAUGUGAAGAGUUUCUGGAGCAAAAUGCAAAUGCAAGAAUCUCCGUACGAAUGUGGAGAUUUGCUGGUUAGGUUAUGAUUCAGCAUUUACUGUCAUUUUAAUCGAGCAUUCUGCGCUUCUCUGAGUUAAAUUUCUUCUCAAUAAUUUCUGUAAUGCCUACGAUGCGAUAAUAAAAAUAGUUAAAAAGAAAAGUUUUAGAGAAUCAUUUAGUAUUGGAAGAUAGAGAUUGAAAGGUCUAUUUAUUUAAUAAAUGACCAGAGCACGCACGCAGCGAAGAAUAUAUUCUCUUAAUGCAAAUUUCGAACGCUUUACUUUAAAGAUGCUUCAAGCCUGUCAUGUUUUGGUUGGGGAGAAUCUUUGUUAUGAAACUAUACGCCAAGCGGCGUUGAGAUGUUCGUACAGAGAACAACCGCAGCCCAAGGAGACGUCGAGGAAGACGCCCCCGCCCCGCCCAAAUAACAAGCGCAGCAUGAGGCGCCGAGGCGCUACA